AGGAGGAGGAAAAAGAGGAGGAGAAGGAGCAGAAUCGCGACAAGAGGAUGUAGGAGAAUUGAGGGGAUCCAGAGAAACGGGAUCGGUCGAUGUUGGACUCUCAGAGAAUCCGGCGUGUUUUCCUGCGAAGAAAGAAGAUAGCGAACGGAGAGGAGCGCGGCGGUUGACGUGUGGCGGCCAGUUACAGAUUUGACGCUGGACUGUGAACCACAGGGGAUUUCUCUUCUUCCUCUUUUUUUUCUUGCGCUUUCUCUUUCUCUCCCUCUUUUUCUCUCUCCCUCCUCCUUCCCUCUCUCUCCUUCUCUCUUUGUCGUGAGAAAAUGAUAAAAGUAGACAAAGAUAUUUGCCACAAAAUGCAAAGAUAGUUGUCUGAUUACGCAGCGAAAAAACUGUAUUCGCCUUCUCCCAAGAUAGAAUGACAUCGCGCGCUUCUGUUCGGAGCUACAAGUGCGUGACUGAGAAGAGAUCGAACAUGUUGAGUGCAGCGCGUGAAAUCGAGAACAAGAGCAAGAAUGUGUGACGCCUGAAUUGAAUACAUGAGACGAGGAGUUUGAUAUUCAGUCGCGGGUGAGAAUAGUGUGUGAAUCGCUACUGGAUAAAUCGACGAAUGUUUCGUGGAUCGACGGGGAAGGAGUGCUUUUUUAAGAGAGAAAGAGAAAGAAAAAGAGAAACAGAGAGAGAGAGGGAGAGAGAGAGAGAGAGAGAAAGAGAAAGAGAGAGAGAGAGAGAAUCGCGCAAUCCUUAAAAUCGUUGGAUGAGGCGAGUGUUGAAAUCUCCGUGUAUCCUUGAUUUCACAUUGAUUUCAUUGAUAUAUCGUGUUUCUGUCCUGGAUUGGUCGUGGGUUUUAUUAUGAUUUAUCAGUACAGCCACCAAGCACCCACGAUGUCAUCUGUUAAAAAAACGUCGCCCAGACUGCAACAUCGUAAUCUGCAAACGUCUCUGAGCAAAUAUGAGAAGACAAAGCGAAUGAACGAUCGGAUAGUUAAUGAGGAGAAAUGCGGAGGAAGAUGCCGAGUACAGUGGAGUGAAAAACAUGUAAAAGAGGGUUUGGUACUUGUUCAGGAAGCGCAGCUUGCCAGGCUGAUUAAAACCGGACCCAUCACAGAAUAUUAUGAAAUCGAUCCAAAACCAUUCGCGAGCGGUCAAUGGGCAAGAGUCUAUCGCUGCAAAUCUCGAACGACUGGCACACUUUACGCGGCAAAGUAUUCAUCCAGGACCAGAUUCAAUGUCAGUUGCAGUGCAGAACUGAGACACGAAAUCGCCUUAUUGUCCCUUUGUUCGCAAUCGCCUCGUGUCGUUAGAUUACAUGAUGUCUACGAGACGCCGAAAGAAAUUAUUUUGGUUAUGGAAUAUGCCCCCGGCGGUGAUUUGCAGACGCUUAUUGACGGCGAUUUGGUGCCUCUCGAAGGCGAUGUUGUACACUUUGUGCGUCAACUAGUAGAAGGACUCGCCUAUCUCCAUGAAAGAAAUAUUGCCCAUUUGGACAUCAAGCCCCAGAAUUUGGUCAUGAUGAGUACUUUUCCGGAAUGUGACGUUAAACUAUGUGACUUUGAAAUAUCGAGAGUGAUCCUCGAAGGUACUGAAAUUCGAGAAAUUCUUGGCACGCCGGAUUACGUUGCGCCCGAAAUAUUGCAUUAUGAGCCGAUUACUCUGGCAGCUGAUAUGUGGUCACUUGGUGUCACAACUUAUGUACUGCUGACGGGCUUCUCACCGUUUGGUGGCGAAUCCGAUCAAGAAACUUUCCAAAAUAUAUCCUUAGGAGAGGUAGAUUUUCCUGAAGAGAUAUUCGAAGAUGUUUCGGCGCAGGCAAAAGACUUUGUUGCAAAACUUUUGUUGCUAGACCCAAGUGCACGAAUGACUGCGAAACAAUGCCUGCGCCACGAUUGGCUGCGAGGUGCUCCCAUGCAAGCUUCUCCACAUUUACGAAGAUACUUGUCGAAAUCAAGAGAAGUUCUUCUAGAACGCGUUGUCAGCCGAGAAAAUUUGAGAAGAGCGGCUCUAAUAAGCCAAACAACCAGUCAGGCGAAUCUUUGCGUGGACGUUCACGAUCGAGAGCAUCAACAACAAAAUUUACAGGAUUGCCUUUUAAGUCAGAGCGAAAUGUGUCUAAAUCAGUGCAUUACAGAAAGUUAUUGCAGCUUAGCAGGUAGCGAAGAUUUUCCUAGUCCAACAAAUUCUCAGACUAGUUUGAAUUCAUCCAAGACCAAUCUGAGUUGUACGAGUCAAAGCUGUCUGCUGAAUCAAGAACAGACUCAGGGGUUAUUGAAUAAAGCUCAAAGUCGAUCGCACACUAAUCUAAACCAAGGCCUGAGUCGUGGAAUACUUUCGAGAAUACGUAGCUUAAAUCGUGUUCAGUCUCAAGCAUGUCUGUUAAACGGCUCCGCCGCGACCAAUUCCAUACAAAGCAGCACCGUCAAUUCAAUAAAUCUCACCAUAAGCAAAUCUCGCGAAAAGUUAUAUGGCUUGAGAUGUCUGUCAAAAUCACAAGAUGUACUAGAUAUUUACAGAAGUCUAGAAUGUUUAAAACGACGAAGAAAAAGUUAUCAGCGCGCUCAAACCGAUGACAUACUGCCUAUUUUCAAACAAUUUGGCGUAGAGAUUGCAUCUUCCAAACUCGCGCUUUCAAUAAAUGAUAACGAUGCGAUCACUUGCACAAAAUUAGAAAUUAAUUCAAUUCCUGAUAAGAUCAAACAGGAAAUUAACCGAGAUCAAACAAUAACUGUGUUAACGAGUACGAAUGACUUCAAUGGCGACAAACAAGAUAAUUUGAACGUCGAGUCAAAUAAUUUGAAGCGGAAAACGAAGAGUAUGGAUUUACCACAAACUCCGAAGAAGCUUAGUUCAGAAUCCGAGGAGAAUAUGGACUCCCUUAAGUCUAUUGAGUCGGACACCUUAACGGAGGAUUCAGACUACACAUCUUCAAGCCACGAUAGAGAAUUCAAUGUAGACAAACGUUCUUGUGAGCGCCAGUAUUCUAACAUUUCCAGCCGUUCCAACAACUCGGCUACGUCCGAUGAUAAGGAAAAUCGUUCAACGGAAUCGGAAAAUGAAGAGCCCAAAUACACGGUAGCGCAGCUGGUCUCAGCAUUUAACAAACAUCAAGAAGUAGCUUCGAAGACAAGCUUGAAAGCGAUUAUGUCCAAGAAAAGAAUUAACGAGUUGAUGUUCCCGACUGGUACAAAGGCAUUGCGUCUUUUUAUUCCGGAUAUUAACAUUACCGAAAGCAAGAUUAUCCGUCGCAAAACAAGCUACAAGCCACGAAAGAAUUGGGAGGAACUCCGAAAACGCAAUGAGAAAAACGAGGGAGUUUUAAAAAGCUUCGACAAUGAUUCCUGUAACGAAGACGAUUACGACGAUGACGAUGUAGAAGACGAGGACGAGAUUCGAGAUAAAGCAAAGGAUUUUUUAGUCACGCAGGCGAACGAGCAGAAUUUUACAAAGUUGAACAUUAAAAAGAGCGCUGCUACUAUCUCGCGAGGAUUAAUCGAUUGGAAUGAAAAUACAAAUUUAUCUUCAAAUCAACAGUCACUCUUGCAAUCAGAAAAUAAUAAUAGACAGUUUAUUUUCAUCGAAAAUGGAAGUAUUCGAAGUAAUCUCGAUACUACAAUUGACGAAAAAUAUAAACAGUGCGUGAGAGAUGCACUCAUGUCCAACAAUGGGCAUGAUAAGAUGGAAACUGUUGUAGAUAAAAUUCAGAUACAACCGAAAAAGAUGGAAACUAUUGAAGAUAAAAUCCAGAUACAACCGAAAUUAUUAACACAAUCAAAGAUUGCUGUGACGGUUCGCCAAAAAGAAAGAUUACCUAAUUAUAUAUAUGCUAAUGUAACUUCCACAAACAAAGAUGACGACACAAUAUCUAAGAAAACAAUUGUCACCACGAUCAAUGGAAGAUUCGAACCUAAAACAUCUAAGGUCGAACCAAUCAAGUUAAGUUCAGGCGCUGACACUGCGAAUGUAAAUCUCAAAGAUAUUCUACAUCGAGUAGAUAGUUCCCAGAGUAAUCCUAAGGAAAAUUUGGAAAAUUUGAGGAAGAGAACAUCAACAGCAAAGAUUAUAUUAAACGAUAACACCGCUCAUGAUCAGUUAGAUGAUUCUGAUAGCUAUAAACGGACGCACUCUCAAGCAAAGAGUGAACCACCCGCAAUUGACAAUCAGUCAGACGAACAAGUAAAAUUAGUGGCACCACUAUCCUUCAUUCAAUCUUCUUCCUUGUCCAGUGACAAUUGUCCCACACCAUCUAGCGUGCAAUCUAACACAAAUAUGUCAUGGGAAGACAUUCAACUUAUCACGAACUCCAGCACAUUCUUAGAGAAGGAUUAUUAUAAUAGUGCGAAGAAAGAUGAUAUGCAGCGAACAUCCAGCGAGGAAAAAAAUAAGCAAUACGCAGAAGAUCGUAAGAUCUGGGGCCGAGUUUGUACUGGAUCUUAUACCAGGGCAAUGGAAAGAUUUACCGGUAAAAAUAUAGAAACAACGAAAAAAUCAUCAAAUUCGAACGCUAUACAACAAGUAGAAAAAACACGAAGAAAAAGUAGCCCUGCAAUGGCGCAAUAUUUAAACUUUUAAGUGUUUUAAUUUACAGAUAAGAUUUUUAUCUAAAUGCAUUAAUUAUGCGAGUUUUCAAGCGAAAAAUUAAAAUAAUAAAUAAAAUAUUUAUCCAGUUCCUGAAAGAAUAUAUAUGGAUUUUGCCUUUAACAGAACAGAUAGAUUCUAAGAAUAUUAAAAG
Harpegnathos saltator (Jerdon's jumping ant) is the source of this 4723-nucleotide messenger RNA. Its product is annotated as probable serine/threonine-protein kinase MARK-A. Gene Ontology annotation, cellular component: nucleus. Gene Ontology annotation, biological process: intracellular signal transduction; protein phosphorylation; positive regulation of apoptotic process. The transcript has 7 exons. The record is from RefSeq and is a predicted model, not a curated record. Gene Ontology annotation, molecular function: protein serine/threonine kinase activity; ATP binding. NCBI's taxonomy places the organism in Eukaryota, Metazoa, Arthropoda, Insecta, Hymenoptera, Formicidae. The coding region runs from base 850 to 4563 and encodes 1237 amino acids.